This is a messenger RNA of Spea bombifrons (plains spadefoot toad), 367 nucleotides long. It is a transcript of the gene DBI, whose product is annotated as diazepam binding inhibitor, acyl-CoA binding protein. The coding region runs from base 16 to 279 and encodes 87 amino acids. The transcript has 4 exons. Gene Ontology annotation, biological process: fatty acid metabolic process. NCBI's taxonomy places the organism in Eukaryota, Metazoa, Chordata, Amphibia, Anura, Pelobatidae. Gene Ontology annotation, molecular function: fatty-acyl-CoA binding. The record is from RefSeq and is a predicted model, not a curated record.
AGUCACACCAGCAGCAUGUCCCAGGCAGAUUUUGACCGAGCGGCCGAGGAGGUGAAGAAGCUGAAGGCCACGCCGGUUGACCAGGAGAUGCUUGAACUGUACGCCUUGUACAAACAGGCCACCGUCGGGGACGUGAACACAGAGCGGCCGGGAAUGUUCGACUUCAAAGGAAAAGCCAAGUGGGACGCGUGGUCAGCGAAGAAAGGAGUCUCUAAGGAAGACGCGAUGGGGCAGUACAUCAAAUUCGUGGAUGAUCUUAAAGCAAAGUAUGGCUGCUAGACGGCAGAGAUCUGCCACGCGUGAAACGGUUAAUAUCACUGCAGUUUGUGGACAACAGGAAACAAUAAACUCGUUCUUUCUGUCUGUG